Umbelopsis ramanniana AG is the source of this 913-nucleotide messenger RNA. RefSeq lists its product as uncharacterized. Gene Ontology annotation, molecular function: S-adenosylmethionine-dependent methyltransferase activity. NCBI's taxonomy places the organism in Eukaryota, Fungi, Mucoromycota, Umbelopsidomycetes, Umbelopsidales, Umbelopsidaceae. Bases 124 to 744 code for a protein of 206 amino acids. The record is from RefSeq and is a predicted model, not a curated record. The transcript is spliced from 6 exons. Gene Ontology annotation, biological process: phosphatidylcholine biosynthetic process.
GAAGAGGACAAGUGCGAUCACAUGGAUCCCCAAAAACGACAGCAUUGGGCUCCGCUUGAACCAGCUCAAAAGUUACAACCCCAUUGACAAAAAACGUCGCUGGUUCUCCUUUCAAUCGCAAACAUGGAUUCUCUCAUCGACCUCUCAAAGAAUUCCCUUUACAUUUCCUUGGCAUCCAUCUUCUUCAAUCCUAUUUUCUGGAACAUCGUUGCCCGAGCAGAGUACCGUAACCAAGUUCUUACCAAGUUGGCUGGUGGAAACCCUUACCUUGGAUGCUAUGGCUUGGCUGUUACCAUCUUUUCUAUUGGUAUUAUCCGCGAUUACUUGUAUAAAUUAGCCCUUGAGGAGCAGCCUGCACACCCCCUUCUCCAGACCGAAGUUGCCAAGCUGGCAGCCGUCCUGAUUUUUGCCACCGGCAACGUCUUGGUGCUUUCAUCUAUGUGGGCUCUCGGUGUUACUGGAACCUACCUCGGUGACUAUUUUGGCAUUUUGAUGAAGGAGAGAGUCACGUCAUUCCCCUUCAACGUGUGCGAGAACCCCAUGUACGUUGGCUCUACCUUGACUUUCUUGGCCACCGCCCUAUGGUAUGGAAAGCCUGCUGGUAUCGCAUUGUCUGCCAUUGUCUAUAUCUUCUACCAAAUUGCUCUUACGUUCGAAGGACCUUUCACUACCAUGAUCUACCAGAACAAGGACAAAGACAUUAAGCGACGUAAGGCUGCUCGUGCCAGCAAGAAAGAGCUCUAAAAAAAAAUACCUGCAGAGCCAUUAGAAAAUACAAAAGUUAAAUUCUUUAAAAUAAAAAACAAUAAGAUCCUUUUCAAAAUACUUCCUUCCAUGCUAGACGUCACAUGACCUAGGCUGGUUGCAACUUACAACUCAAUUUGAAAAAUGGCACUUUGUACCACACUCCUUG